UGCAAAUCGGCUGCAAAUUUUUAAAAAUAAUGCCCGUUUUGGAAAACAUUGAAGCCAUGACAGUAAACACACCACCUGCGCCUCCAACGGAAGCAGACGACCCACAACAGGCCCAACCAGCUCGUGAAAUAAGCCAAACGGAUCAUUUGAAUAAACGCCUGCUGAAAUCACUGUUGGAUUCCAUGAAAAUGGCAACUGAAGCCCAAGAACAAGAUAAGCCAAGUAAAACCGAGUCUGGCGACAGCGACUUUGACGAUUAGUGCUUUUAUAUUUACAUUAUAAAUCAAAGUUUUGGUCAUGUGGUUUACUUUCUACUAAUAAAAACUAAUUGUUAUUAACUUGA
Drosophila innubila is the source of this 343-nucleotide messenger RNA. RefSeq lists its product as uncharacterized. The transcript is spliced from 2 exons. The record is from RefSeq and is a predicted model, not a curated record. NCBI's taxonomy places the organism in Eukaryota, Metazoa, Arthropoda, Insecta, Diptera, Drosophilidae. Bases 30 to 260 code for a protein of 76 amino acids.